Oryzias melastigma (Indian medaka) is the source of this 2001-nucleotide messenger RNA. RefSeq names its product forkhead box D3 (gene foxd3). Gene Ontology annotation, molecular function: DNA-binding transcription factor activity, RNA polymerase II-specific; RNA polymerase II cis-regulatory region sequence-specific DNA binding. Bases 419 to 1615 code for a protein of 398 amino acids. Lineage: Eukaryota; Metazoa; Chordata; Actinopteri; Beloniformes; Adrianichthyidae. Gene Ontology annotation, biological process: cell differentiation; regulation of transcription by RNA polymerase II; anatomical structure morphogenesis. The transcript has a single exon. The record is from RefSeq and is a predicted model, not a curated record.
CGAUAGUAUAUCUUAUACAGAGAAAAGUAAUCUAUCAGUCUUGUUAAAAGCUCCGGCCGUUAAAAAGCAGCAUGUGUCACUUCGACUUCCAAACGUCACGCGUUUAGGAAAUAACGCGCAUCCAAAAGCGACGCCGGUGCGCAAAAGUCGCGCUUUUCUUUUCUUUUUUUCCUCUCCUCCUCAAAAGAACUUCGCGGCGCUUUCCAGGCCUGGUCACUCACCGAGAGGGAGGUACGGAAGUGUCUCGCUGGCAGGACCGGUUGACGGUCCCGGCUAAAUCCCAUUUAAAUUGUUUUGGAGACAUCCGAUCUCUUUGGCGCGGGCGAUUCCAGCAACACUCCAGACGUGCGCACUGACCGCGCCGGCGCCUGCUGUUUUUGGAGUUUUCCCUAAAUAAAUAAACAAACAAAACCGUGAGAUGACCCUGUCUGGAGGCAGCGACCGAGCCAGCGACAUGUCGGGCCAAACCGUGCUAACAGCGGAAGACGUGGACAUCGACGUGGUGGGCGAGGGGGACGACGAGGGCUUGGAGAGGGUGGACAGCGACUGCGACAGCCCGGGGGUGGCCAUCCUCCACGACCUCCGAGGAGACACCGAUGACUUGGAGGAUGAAAUCGAAGUUGAGAAGGAGGAGGACAUGGGGUCCGGCGGAGGGAGCCCGUGCUGCGAGAGCUCGGGAGAGGGGGAGCCGGGCACCGGCGGGAAGGGAGAGGGUCACGACCAGAGCACGACGCCGGGAGGCGCGAUCCAGAAGCCCAAGAGCAGCCUGGUGAAGCCGCCCUACUCCUACAUCGCCCUCAUCACCAUGGCGAUCCUCCAGAGCCCGCAGAAGAAGCUCACCCUGAGCGGCAUCUGCGAGUUCAUCAGCAACCGGUUCCCCUAUUACCGGGAGAAGUUCCCGGCGUGGCAGAACUCCAUCCGCCACAACCUGUCACUCAACGACUGCUUCAUAAAAAUCCCCCGGGAGCCCGGCAACCCCGGAAAGGGCAACUACUGGACCAUGGACCCGGCUUCAGAAGACAUGUUCGACAACGGCAGCUUCCUCAGAAGGAGGAAGAGGUUCAAAAGAGUUCAGCCGGACGUGCUCAGGGACCAGACGGCGCUCAUGAUGCAAAGUUUCGGCGCGUACAGCCUGGGGAGUCCGUACGGGCGGCACUACGGCAUCCACCCGGCGGCCUACUCCCACCCGGCGGCUCUGCAGUACCCCUACAUCUCCCCGGUGGGUCCCAUGCUGCCCCCGGGCGUGCCCCUCCUGCCCUCCGCGGAGCUGAACCGAAAAGCCUUCAACUCCCAGCUCAGCCCCAGCCUGCAGCUGCAGCUCAACAGCCUGAGCACGGCGUCCAUGAUCAAGUCGGAGCCCUCCAACAGACCCUCGUUCAGCAUAGAGAACAUCAUCGGGGUGUCCAGCGCCUCCUCGUCCUCGCCGGGCGCCGCGCAGGCUUUCCUGCGGCCUCCGGUGACCGUGCAGUCGGCCCUGCUGAGCGCGCAGUCGCUCUCCCUGACGCGCACCUCCGCCGCCAUCGCGCCCAUCCUCAGCGUUCCGUCAAAUAUCCUUUCCUCACACGUUUUACCUUCAGCGACGGCGGCCGCGGUGUCCAAAUGGCCUUCACAGUGACUCCUAACCAAAAAACAAAUGAACUCCUAUUUUUCUAUAUUUCUGGGAAGAGGAGCACAAAUCAGUUGGACUGUAAAAAUACAGAAAAAAAGGAAAAAUAUUUCUGUACAGGUAACAUUUGUACAUAUUUGUAAAAAGAGAAUGAUUUUACCUUGUUGACUUUUACCUGUCUUUUCUUCCUGUUUGAGAUCUGUGUUUUUUAUUUUCCUUUAUUUUCCUUUUUUUAUUCAAUCGAGGCUCGACUGCAUACAAUUUGACUUCCUUUUAGAAGACAUUAAGAACCUGAAAAUAGACUGUUUAUAAUUGAAAACCAUAUAUGUAAUUCUAUGUCGCAAUAUUGUGUUGUAAAUCGAAUUUAUUUGUAAAUAAAUUCAAGGAAAAACGCG